AUGUCAAAGUUCCGUAGCUCUCAUUUGCCGGCCAGGAAAACGGCCGUGGCCGAGCCAAGUGAGCCCAAGAAGCAUCCGGUUGAUGUGGUCAAAGCAAAGUCCUACAAGCCCCCCGCAACCAUCAAAACCGUCACUUUCAAAGAUGUGAUAACCUAUGCCUUGGCUGGUGGGUUUUCAGAAAGAUUUUUUAAGGGACUGGCAUUUAUCUAUCCUGUAACAACCAUUGUAAAAUUACCGGUCGUUGUCAAAUUAACACCUCGAUUCACAGGGAGGGUAUUCCAAGUGCGAUGCUCAGAUUUCGAUGAAACUUGGCAUAUUUUUUUUUUACAUAUAUCAUCACAUUUUUUCGACGAUAUAUUCGACACUCAUAACUCGCCUUUUGCAAAAAUUAACGAGAUUUUUAGAUCGAAAGUUGGCAAAAAUCUGACACUUUUUUGCGAAUUUUAUCAUAAAAAGAAUCACGCCCAUUUCUACCGUAGAAAGUAAUGUCUAUUCCGCACGAAACUGGUAAAGCUAUGGCCAGAAACUGUUUUUCUCUCGGAUUGCUCUCCGCGUUUCGCGUACCAUUAGACGACGAAAAGGUCACUCGUCAUGGGAACCAUUGUGGCGCCAAUUUUGGCCAGACAGAGUAUCUUUGCCGGGCAACGUGAUCAGGCGAAAUUACAGGGCAAACUGCCAAUUUUGACCAGGCAACUUGACCAGGCAUCUGGCUUCUCUUGGCAAUUUUGUGAUGAUUUUAGCCAGUCAGACCACCAGUUUCGACCGGGCAGAAUUUUUUCCUUUUUCGUCCUAUCCGGCUAAUUUUUCAGAACAGAUUUACCAUCAAUUUCUACAAAACAAAAACGCUUUCCAAAUAUCAAUAUACCACUCUACUUUCAGUCGGAGCAACCCCCGAAAAUGGACUGCAAUACAUUUUUGAGAAGGACCCAAAUUUCCAAGUUUUGCCCACCUACAUUGCCCGCCAUGCCGCCGUCUUUUCGCUGGACAAGACGCCGGGCGUCGAAUGGGACUUGUUCAAGAUCUUGCAUGCCGAACAGUACAUCGAGGUGUUCAAACCGAUCCCGGCAGAGUGUAGAAUACGGACGGAAUGGAAAGUGUCGGAGGUCAUCGACAAAGUCAAGGCAGCGAUUGUUGUUAGGGAAGGUAAAAAUAUAUAUAUUUUGUAAAAUUAAUAUGAGUCUGUCGGGAAAAUAAUGAGCACAAUGUCGCUUCAAAAAUCGCAUCGUGUCGCGACAAAAUCAAACUUCUUUUUUCAGCGACGCGAUUGGCGCAACGCCAUUGCGCUCAUUAUUUUCCCGACAGACUGAAAAAAAAUCUCGUUUCCAGUGACAAUGUAUGACGCGGAUACGAAUGAAAAGUUGAGCCAUGGAAUCUACAAUAUUAUCCAUUUGGGUGCCGGUGGCUUCAAUGGACAAAAGAUUAGCGUUGUUGAUGUCCCAUGCAUCGCAGUCCCAAAAGAGCAGCCGGACUUGGUGUUUGAAGAGAAAACGACCAAUACCACUGUAGGUUUAGAGCAGUACAUAUACAGGGUGUUUCAAGAAAUUUGGAACAAAUGAUUUGCUUAUAUCUUUGUUGUCUUUGCAGCUAUCAACGAAUUUCUUUUUGCUUCUAAAAAUUGACAGCGUGCGUUUUUAGAAUCUCAAAAAAAAAUUUUUUUUCGUCGGCGGAGGGCCCAUUUCUCGGCGGAGAAAAUUAGGGCCUUUUUUAAAAAUCACAGCGUAUUACGUAGCGGAAACGCCGUUGCAACGGUUGAAAUCAAGUUUACGUAAUACCUCCAUCGAUUUUACGGUAUGCAUUUUUUUGUUUUCGAUUUUACGCGCACCGCGGAGGUGCGGCGGAGACUUCAGAUUUCGGCGGACGUUGUUUUGGGCCUUCGGCUGUUGCAAUUCAUGUUGGAAACGAGGUUGGGGUGAUUUUUUGUUGUCAUCCGAUACACAGAUGGCAAAAAUUUCGAGCUUUUUUUCCCCGGCGGAGGAUUCGGCGGAGGCUUUAUCAAAGGGUCAAAGCAGUCUUACGAGUCCAGGAAAAAUCUCAGCUACAAGAAUCCAUCAGAGCAGCAUUGUCUUUCAAAGAUUUUUGAUUUUUUUGGUCCGGCGGACAAAUCGGCGGAGCUUUGUUUUGACCGUUUGAUAAAGUCUCCGCCGACUCCUCCGCCGGGGAUAAAAAGCACGAAAUUUUUGCCAUCUGUUGCAUCGGAUGACAACAAAAAAUCACCCCAACCUCUUUUCCAACAUGAAUUGCAACAGCCGAAGGCCCAAAACAACGUCCGCCGAAAUCUGAAGUCUCCGCCGCACCUCCGCGGUGCGCGUAAAAUCGAAAACAAAAAAAUGCAUACCGUAAAAUCGAUGGAGGUAUUACGUAAACUUGAUUUCAACCGUUGCAACGGCGUUUCCGCUACGUAAUACGCUGUGAUUUUUAAAAAAGGCCCUAAUUUUCUCCGCCGAGAAAUGGGCCCUCCGCCGACGAAAAAAAAUUUUUUUUUGAGAUUCUAAAAACGCACGCUGUCAAUUUUUAGAAGCAAAAAGAAAUUCGUUGAUAGCUGCAAAGACAACAAAGAUAUAAGCAAAUUAUUUGUUCCAAAUUUCUUGAAACACCCUGUAGAUUCACAGACACCGAUAACCGGGGGGAAAAAGACGGAAAUAAAAUCAUCUUUUGCUUUUUUGGCUAGCCAAGACCAUAAUUUUUGUCGGCCCAUUUUCACAAAAACUUCAUUUGUCGUCCAUCUGGACUUGACAUGUCUUUGAAAUUUCAUAACACAAAAUUUACCAGUCUGUCGGGAAAAUAAUGUGGAUUUGUCGCAGCAAAAUCUCGCGCCUCGUCCUUAUCGCUGAUCAAAUCUUCAGCUGGCCGUUGCAAAGCAAUAACGGGCAAUUCCAAGGCGCGACAAAUCCACAUUAUUUUCCCGACCGCCUGAUACAGUGGCGGACCUAAUCCAGAACAUACCAUUUUGCAUCCGGGAAGCAUCAAAAAAUGUAGCAAAAUACCUCCCUUCCCAAGUGAAAACUUGGAUUUCAAAAGCGCGGCCUUCAAAACGGCAAAAUAUCUCCCUUGGAGAGGGAGGUAUUUUGCCACAUUUGUUGUUCCUUUCUGGAGCAAAAUGGUACGUUUUUUGCCACUGGAUCAGGGGCCAAUGCGCUAUCUGAAAGUUUGCUAAAAAUCAUAGGGCGCAGCUCGGAGAAAUUGCACGGGCGCAGCUCGCGUCGUGGGCGUAGCUCGAAAACAAGCUGAAACUUAGCUCCGGCGAGCUGCCAAACUUUGUUUUCCGAGCUGCGCCCUACCAUUUUCAGCUAACUUUCAGCAAACUUUCAGACAACGCAUUGGCCCCAGGUCCACAACUAUAGAUGUCGUUUUAUGAAAUUUCAAGUUUGUUUCAUUGUAAAUACAAAUGGUUUUGUCUAACCAAAAAAGCGAAAAAAUCGUCUUCUCCGAAACCCCUCACUUUUCAGGCCGCGUUGUACCGAAUUGCCUCCGAUGACUUGAACUACGUGCACAUUGAGCCGGGCUUCGGCAAGCCCAUGGGCCUGGACCGCCCCAUUCUUCAUGGACUGUGCGUAUUGGGGAUGGUGAGUCGAUUGGUUAUCGACAACUUUGGAAAGAAAGAUGUCCGAAGUUUCAAAGCGAUCAAGGCCCGAUUUACAGCGACCGCUUAUGUUGGGGAGACUUUAGUCAUCGAAUUUUGGAAGCGAAAGGAUCGAGUUCAUUUUCAAGUCAGAGUAAGUGAUUUUUUAGAUUUUUGAUCGGUCUCGGUCGAAAAAAAGCUCUCCAAAUCAGCUUGUCGGGAAAAUAAUGUGGACUUGUUUGGUAUCAUCUUGUCGGGAAAAUAAUGUGGACUUGUUUGGUAUCAUCUAGUCGGGAAAAUAAUGUGGACUUGUUUGGUUUCAUCUUGUCGGGGAAAUAAUGUGGAUUUAUGUUACAUCCGUCUGUCGGGAAAAUAGUGUGGAUUUGUCGCAGUAAAAUGCCCUUGCCGCAGUUGGGCCCCAAAUCCAUAGCCGUCGAAGUUUAAGCGAUAACCAGCGAUUCCAAGGCGCGACAAAUCCACAUUAUUUUCCCGACAGACUGAUAUCCAUCUGUCUGGAAAAUAAUGAACGCAAUGUCGCUGCGGUGAAAAGCAAUUUGACUUGGCCGCGACACAAUUCAUUUUCUCGGCGGCGACGCGAUUUUCGAAGCAACAGAAUGUUCAUUAUUUUCCCGACAGACUGAUAGUGCACAGAGGAAAUUUUUCGAUGGUAUUUAUCAAUCGGACCCAAAUUUCCAGACCUCUAUGAGCUACUUUUUAUGGUGAAUAUUUCGUGCAGUCGUGUCCGAGUGGUUAAGGAGAUUGACUAGAAAUCAAUUGGGCUCUGCCCGCACAGGUUCGAAUACUGUCGACUGCGGGUUAGAUUUUUGGCUGUUAUGAAGAAAAAAAUGUUUUGCCAACUAUAUGAUACGUACUUUUAUAUAUAAAAUUCCAUUUUUUUACUUUCCUUUGCUAAAAAUCCUAUUCAUUUUUCAGGUCAAAGAGACCGGCAAGUUGAACAUCAGCAACGCUUUCGUCGAUUUACAUCCCGCCCCAACCCAAUCAAAACUUUAA
This is a messenger RNA of Bursaphelenchus xylophilus (pine wood nematode), 4570 nucleotides long. The record is from the annotation of a GenBank genome assembly. NCBI's taxonomy places the organism in Eukaryota, Metazoa, Nematoda, Chromadorea, Rhabditida, Aphelenchoididae.